AUGUUAGAUGAUAUCGCAUACCAGGCUGAUGAUGUCCCUGACCUCAAUUUUGACGACCCUGACGGCGAACCAACUGUGGGGAAGCUAUAUGCGUCCAAGCAAGACUGUCAAAUUGCAUGUGCUAUUUACGCAAUAAAGAAACGUUUUCACUUUAGGCAAACCCGCACCACAAGGCAUUCAUUUGUUCUUAGCUGCCAUGAUACUCACUGUGAUUGGAGGAUCUUAGCACAAGAACUCACCAAUUGUGGUUACUACACUAUCAAAAAGGCUAACCUUGUACACAUCUGCCCCUUCGACACACGUGACCUUUACAAAAGAAGAGCCACCUCAAAAGUCAUCGCUCAUGUUUACCGUUCCCGAUUUGGUGAACCAACCCUUGGUCCCAAAUCAGCCCAGCUGCAACAGAUGGUCUUGGAAGAUCUUCGAGUCUCUGCCUCAUACAUGAAAUGCAACAGGGCUAAGGGAAAAGCAACUGAAUCCAUCACGGGCAACGCUGAGGAUUCCUAUCUGGAGCUCGCCUCAUACUUUGAGAGACUGAAAGCCACUAACCCAGGUACCGUAACUGCCAUCGAAGCAGAAUUAGAUGAUUUCGGCCAGACUCGUUUUCUUUAUGCCUUCCUCUCUUUCGGAGCGUCCAUUCGGGGUUUCCGUCGUGUACGCCCUGUCCUCAUUGUCGACGGUACACAUCUAUCCGGAAAAUACAAGGGGGUUUUUCCUUUGGCUUACGCCGUCGUUGAUGGGGAGACUGACGAAUCAUGGCACUGGUUCCUAGCAAAAGUUGAAAGGAUUAUUGCGGAUUCCAACGCUCUCACUAUCAUAUCAGAUCGCAACAACUCCCUCCUCAAAGCUAAGCAGAUCGUAUUCCCAAAGGCACACCACGGGGCCUGCAUUGUUCACAUCAUGCGGAAUGUUGUCUCAUGA
Messenger RNA from Brassica rapa (field mustard), 921 nucleotides. RefSeq names its product protein FAR1-RELATED SEQUENCE 6-like. The record is from RefSeq and is a predicted model, not a curated record. NCBI's taxonomy places the organism in Eukaryota, Viridiplantae, Streptophyta, Magnoliopsida, Brassicales, Brassicaceae.